Molecule: messenger RNA, 1347 nt
Organism: Penicillium antarcticum
Lineage: Eukaryota; Fungi; Ascomycota; Eurotiomycetes; Eurotiales; Aspergillaceae
Product: RelA/SpoT domain-containing protein
Exons: 1
Coding region: 1-1347 (448 amino acids)
Biological process (GO): guanosine tetraphosphate metabolic process
Source: RefSeq, a predicted model, not a curated record
AUGGCCACAGGGAGUCCCAUGAAGGAGUCCUUGAUCUCCGCGUUCAUGAAACAAUACAACGAAAAUAAGUACACUGAUAUGGCGGAAAGUGCUGCAGACAUCUGUAGCCGAGCCCUUUUGGAGAAAGAUAUCCCCCAUGAAACCGAAAGCCGCGGGAAGAAGACUGAAAGCCUACGGAAAAAGAUUGAGCAGCGUGAGCGCAAUAAAGGUCUUUACAAGUCCCUAACACAUAUAUUUGAGGACAUCGUCGACCUUGCCGGGGCUCGCAUUAUUCUCAAAAAGUGGGAAGAUCUUGAUCGCGUUAGGGGUAUCAUAUACGAGCUUUUCGAGGUUGAGGAGGAGAAACCUAUGAAACAAAAGAGCGGGUACGAAGCAGUACAUUAUCGUGUCUACUUGAAGCAAGAGGGGCGCCUGUGUGGCCUCCACACGUCGGAAGUGAUGACCAGGGUUGAGAUUCAAGUUCUGUCUUUGUAUAUGGCGCAAUGGGCCAAAGAUGAACAUGACAGUCGGUAUAAAACAUCCAGAGAUCCGAGUCGAGCGUUGAGCAAUGCUCUCGAUAGCCAUCUUAAAGCGGUUCAACAUGUUCAAAUAUCCGCCCAGAACACAAGAGAAGAGAUAGCCAGGCAAGAUGAAAAGUACAGACAAAAGUUCAGCGACCGCAAAUACGUCGGCCGACAUCUGGAGAAGUGGAUUGGCAAGCACGCUGCAGACUGGGCACGAGAUGAAAAGAUAAAAACAGGAUCUUCUACAGCUUUGACAAUCUUUUUGGAUGCUCGUGAAUGGAGGACCCCCGAGUACCUUGAUCUAUUGCUCAAUCAACACCUUGGCCAUGGCGCGCAGGAUGAAUACUCAAAUAUCGCAAAGGAAUAUGCCGGCAUUGAAUUGAACAUCGUGAUUUACCUCAUUGACCGUACGGUCUUGAAUGGCAAUACGCAUACCUUUCUUGUCCCCGACGACCAUCAAAAACAUGCCUACAAGAUCCGAGUGAUAUUGAGCACGUUCAUCUGGAUGAAGCGUCUUUUCCUGCCGGCGUUGGAAUGGCAGCGUUUAUUCACGCGUGUUGAGGACCGAAGCGUGCUUCGACAGGGCAUUGUUUGGCUGGGGCACAGAGCCUUGCAAAACCUGAUUGCAAAGGGAGGGAAAUUGCUGACUCCCGAAGAGAUCGGUAAAUUGAACCGACUGUGGGAUUGGUUCUGCAGUAACCUCGACCGACCGAUCCAGGUGGCUUUUGCGAUGUCCCGCCAGGGAGUUAUUAGAGAUCUAGCAGGAGAAACUGAUGAGCUGGAAAAUGCGCUUGGGCCACUGAGGCGAGCCCUGAGUUGGGACAUGGACCCGGCUUCAACAUGA